This is a messenger RNA of Ustilaginoidea virens, 603 nucleotides long. RefSeq lists its product as uncharacterized. The transcript has a single exon. The record is from RefSeq and is a predicted model, not a curated record. Bases 1 to 603 code for a protein of 200 amino acids. NCBI's taxonomy places the organism in Eukaryota, Fungi, Ascomycota, Sordariomycetes, Hypocreales, Clavicipitaceae.
AUGGGGAUCGAGGAGAUGAAGGAUGGGCAGUGCGACCGACGUCAGCCCCCCAAGGGCGAUUAUGGAUUUAUGGCGUGGAGGAAGGGUUGGGGGCAGAGUGAGAUGAGAUGGCCGUGCUGGGAUCAAAUCAAGUCUGGUCUCGGUCUGGUCUUGGUCUGGUCUUGGUCUGGUGGGAGCCACGAAGCUGGAGCUGGAGCUGGAACUGGAACUGGAGCUGGAGCUGGGGCUGGGGCUGGGGCUGGCCACACGGCGAGGGCCAACACGGCGGCGAGAGCCACCAGCACCACAGCACCCAGCAGCAGCACCACCCAGCAGCAGCACCACCCAGCAGCAGCACCAUCCAGCAGCAGCCCCAUCCAGCAGCACCACAGCAACCACCCAGCAUCGCCCACCCAGCACCGCCCACCCAGCACCGCCCACCCAGCACCACCACCAUCACCACCACCACCGCCACCGCGCCAUUCGCUGCCAUCGAGAUUACCAACGUUGCGGUUGCAACCAGCGAGUGCCAGCCAGCAGCAAGAUCCAGCUGGGGGGGAUUUCGGUUGCGUCAACUGCGACUCCAAAGAGGCCGCACGCCCUCGGUGCCCAUGCUGCGAUUGA